CAGCACCGCAACAUCCACAAUCUGAGUCAGUAGAGCACGCACCCAGGACUCCCAUUAUAUACGAUCUGCCGCAGUCGCAGUGUCUUGUCGCCGGAAGAGUGUGAAUGGGGUUCAGCAAGCCCAGUGAGUCAGGGGAAAAGAAACUGGUAAGCGGAGGGAAAUUGGCCAGCGCAACAGAACGGCGCGGGAGCGAGCUGGAUUCCUCAGCCGGUGUCGGCUUUUGUCCGAGCUCGGAGAUGUAACCUCAGGAGGGGGGCCAAACGAAGGGCACGCGACGGAUUAGCGGACAGCGAUGGGAGAGGAAAGAAAUUGGCACGAGAGGGAAAGGACAGGAAGGGAAGCAUUUUUCUUUCUCAUGGACAAACUAGCAGCGGGGGGGUUCUCACGAAAUCCGGCCACCAGGAGGCCCUGGAAGCAUGACAAGUUGGGGAUCGUGGAAGAUCACAAAGGUGCAGCGUCCACAAGAAGACAUGAUCUACCCCGAAGGAAACAAAGAGCUCAAAAUCAGAAUCCGCCAUGCACAGCGAAUCCACUUGGCAGCAGAGAAGCAUUCAUAACUUGCAUUAGUAUAGCUAAUUCAUCUUCGCCUGGCAGGCUGAACAGUAUGCUUGCAAUUCUGGCUUUUCCCAAGCAUUUCAUAGCGCCGUCGAUGCAACUCAAACAGUGCACAUUCGGAUCCCCCCUUAGCCAAUCCGAGGCGCAAAAAUUGGUGUCACUCCAAGCUUCCCCUCAACCCACCGCGCCACAAUAUAUUAACCCACCAAAUCCACCGAGUCCCUUGAUCCGAUGAACAUCCGUUCGGCUAUUCGGCUCCCCCACAGAUCACGGUUAUUAUGUAAGCCUGUCAAGCCUUAACUAACUAGCUACACCUUACGGAGUGAUGAUGGAGACUCGGAGUACACCAUACACGUUAGGUAGGUAUAUCCUCCAAUGUAUUAUUCGCUA
Messenger RNA from Aspergillus versicolor CBS 583.65, 945 nucleotides. RefSeq lists its product as uncharacterized. The transcript has a single exon. The record is from RefSeq and is a predicted model, not a curated record. The coding region runs from base 293 to 790 and encodes 165 amino acids. Lineage: Eukaryota; Fungi; Ascomycota; Eurotiomycetes; Eurotiales; Aspergillaceae.